This is a messenger RNA of Sorex fumeus (smoky shrew), 1151 nucleotides long. RefSeq names its product 5-hydroxytryptamine receptor 5B-like. Gene Ontology annotation, cellular component: plasma membrane. Lineage: Eukaryota; Metazoa; Chordata; Mammalia; Eulipotyphla; Soricidae. Gene Ontology annotation, biological process: adenylate cyclase-activating adrenergic receptor signaling pathway. Bases 1 to 1095 code for a protein of 364 amino acids. The record is from RefSeq and is a predicted model, not a curated record. The transcript has 2 exons. Gene Ontology annotation, molecular function: G protein-coupled serotonin receptor activity.
AUGGACGCAGCGAACCUCUCCCGCGCCGCUGCGGGCGUCGCUCUCUCCCCGGGCCCCGCAGCGAGCAGCAGCAGCCCGGGUCCGGGCGGGGAGGCCCCGACGGCGCCGGCCCGAGACCCGCCCUCCUCCGUCUUCACCGUGCUGGUGGUGGCACUGCUGGUGCUGCUGAUCGCGGCCACUUUCCUGUGGAACCUGCUGGUGCUCGUCACCAUCCUGCGCGUCCGCGCCUUCCACCGCGUGCCGCAUAACCUGGUGGCCUCGACGGCCGUGUCGGACGUGCUGGUGGCCGCCCUGGUGAUGCCCCUGAGCCUGGUGAGCGAGCUGUCGGCGGGGCGCCGCUGGCGCCUGGGCCGGAGCCUGUGCCACGCGUGGAUCUCCUUCGACGUGCUGUGCUGCACCGCCAGCAUCUGGAACGUGGCGGCCAUCGCCCUGGACCGCUACUGGACCAUCACGCGCCACCUGCAGUACACGCUGCGCGCCCGCAGCCGCGCCUCGGCGCUCAUGAUCGCGCUGACCUGGGCGCUCUCGGCGCUCAUCGCCCUGGCGCCGCUGCUCUUCGGCUGGGGCGAGGCCUACGACGCGCGGCUGCUGCGCUGCCAGGUGAGCCAGGAACCCGCCUACGCCGUCGUCUCCACCUGCGGCGCCUUCUACCUGCCCCUGGCCGUGGUCCUCUUCGUCUACUGGAAGAUCUACAAGGCGGCCAAGUUGCGCUUCGGCCGCCGCCGCCGGGCUGUGCUGCCGUUGCCGGCGACGAGCGCGCAGGUGAGGGAGACGCCUCGUGAAGCUGAGGUGGUGUUCACGGUCCGCCGCCCAACCGUGGCCUUCCAGGCGAGCGAGGAGUCGUGGCGGGAGCAGAAGGAGAAGCGGGCAGCGGUGAUGGUGGGCAUUCUCAUCGGGGUCUUUGUGCUGUGCUGGAUCCCCUUCUUCCUGGCGGAGCUCAUCACCCCCCUGUGUGCCUGCAGUCUGCCCCCCAUCUGGAAAAGCAUAUUCCUGUGGCUUGGCUACUCCAACUCCUUCUUCAACCCCCUGAUUUACACAGCGUUUAACAAGAACUACAACAAUGCCUUCAAGAAUCUCUUCACCAAACAGCGAUAAACACAGUGCCCACGGAGAGUAGUGGAGAGACAUGUCUGCCUGCGUCCUGUACUAGU